ACCAGUCUUACACAACACCAAACUGGUGUGUAUAAAUACCAGCUGCAUGGAGCUCUGCAGCGAUUUCUGACCAAGGAGUACAGCAAAGUGAGUCAGUCAGGAGGAAAGACUGUAAACAACCAGAGAUGGAGCUUCUGAAAAUCACCCUCCUUUUUGUUCUUGUGGUGAUAAUUUCUGCAAAACCAACGCCUCCUGAUGCCGACAUUCCUGACGAGGACCAAAGUCAAGAGACGACUUCCGGGACUGAAACGUCGUCUUCCAGCACCGGUUCCAAAGACUCCAAAGAAUCUACAGAGAGUAACUCCUUAGAGGAGUCGAACUCCUCCGAGGAAGGUCCCGACGUCCUCACCGGUCCACCCACAGUGGUCAUGACAACAGUCGCCAUGACAACCACCACCUCAGGAGACGGGAGCACCAUGACCCCGGAGCCGGGCACGGCGGGCACCAGCGGGCCGACGGCGAUGGUGAUCGACACGACGGUGGAAACGGGAACCGCCCCUGACGUCACCACGCCGUGUAACACCACCUUGUGUUUUACUGAGAAGGUUCCAACUCCAGCUCCAGUGACACAGAACCGAGGAGACAUGUAGGAGACGUCCACCAACGUCCCGCCGGCCGUGGGACAGUUCUGACUAAUUAGAACUUCAUCAGAUUUUCUCAGUAUGUCUUUGUUUUCUUUAGAAAUGUGUUAAAAUAAACGUAAGAAGUGAAACAAAGAGUGUUUGAGCUUGAGUGCUUCUGACCGGCCAUGUUGCACAUGCAUGUUCUUAUGUUUUACAUGCAUGUUCUCAUGUUUUACAUGCAUGUUCUCAUGUUGCACAUGCAUGUUCUCAUGUUGCUCAUGCAUGUUCUCAUGUUGCACAUGCAUGUUCUCAUGUUGCACAUGCAUGUUCUCAUGUUGCACAUGCAUGUUCUCAUGUUGCACAUGCAUGUUCUCAUGUUUUACAUGCAUGUUCUCAUGCUGCACAUGCAUGUUCUCAUGUUGCACAUGCAUGUUCUAAUGUUUUACAUGCAUGUUCUCAUGUUGCACAUGCAUGUUCUCAUGUUGCACAUGCAUGUUCUAAUGUUUUACAUGCAUGUUCUCAUGUUGCACAUGCAUGUUCUCAUGUUGCACAUGCAUGUUCUCAUGUUGCACAUGCAUGUUCUCAUGUUGCACAUGCAUGUUCUCAUGUUGCACAUGCAUGUUCUAAUGUUUUACAUGCAUGUUCUCAUGUUGCACAUGCAUGUUCUCAUGUUGCACAUGCAUGUUCUCAUGUUGCACAUGCAUGUUCUCAUGUUGCACAUGCAUGUUCUAAUGUUUUACAUGCAUGUUCUCAUGUUGCACAUGCAUGUUCUCAUGUUGUACAUGCAUGUUCUCAUGUUUUACAUGCAUGUUCUCAUGUUGCACAUGCAUGUUCUCAUGUUUUACAUGCAUGUUUUCAUGUUGCACAUGCAUGUUCUCAUGUUUUACAUGCAUGUUCUAAUGUUGUACAUGCAUGUUCUCAUGUUUUACAUGCAUGUUCUCAUGUUGCACAUGCAUGUUCUCAUGUUGCACAUGCAUGUUCUAAUGUUGUACAUGCAUGUUCUCAUGUUGCACAUGCAUGUUCUCAUGUUGCACAUGCAUGUUCUCAUGUUUUACAUGCAUGUUCUCAUGUUGUACAUGCAUGUUCUCAUGUUGUACAUGCAUGUUCUCAUGUUACUGAUGCUGUUCUCAUGUUUUACAAGCAUGUUCUCAUGUUUUACAUGCAUGUUCUCAUGUUGCACAUGCAUGUUCUCAUGUUGUACAUGCAUGUUCUCAUGUUGCACAUGCAUGUUCUCAUGUUUUACAUGCAUGUUCUCAUGUUACUGAUGCUGUUCUCAUGUUUUACAAGCAUGUUCUCAUGUUUUACAUGCAUGUUCUCAUGUUUUACAUGCAUGUUUUUGUGUUACUAACGCGUGUUCUCGUGUGACCUUUUAACCUGCAGAGCCUCAGACUGUAACAGAGCAGCUCUUAUGUACAAACCCAAGUCUUCACACUCAGAUUAAAGUUGGUUUAGCUUCAAUAAACAAUGUCUUACAACCGUGAUGAAAAUCAGUAAA
Molecule: messenger RNA, 2058 nt
Organism: Nothobranchius furzeri (turquoise killifish)
Lineage: Eukaryota; Metazoa; Chordata; Actinopteri; Cyprinodontiformes; Nothobranchiidae
Source: RefSeq, a predicted model, not a curated record